Molecule: messenger RNA, 846 nt
Organism: Arachis ipaensis
Lineage: Eukaryota; Viridiplantae; Streptophyta; Magnoliopsida; Fabales; Fabaceae
Source: RefSeq, a predicted model, not a curated record
AUGUAUGGAACAGAGAGACGGUGGAAGUGUAGUGGUGGUGUUAAUGAUGCAGCGGCGAUGGGUGGCGGCGCGGCGGCGGUCCGAGGUGGAGGCAGGGGCGGUUUGGUGGUUGUGGGUGGAUAUGGGUUAAGGGGAAGAGCUCCCCUGCUCUACCUACACUCUGCCCUCUACCCCGCCAACCAUCUACCACUCACCGCCGUAACCGCCACCAACCGCGGUGGCGCUCUGCCAGUUUCUGUCUCUGCUACACCUGCCUUAUCGUCGUCCCCCUUUCCAUUUUCAGUUUUUCCCGGCUCCCAGGUUCCUGCUCCAUUUCUGAUGUCGGAUAAAGGAAAAGCUAUAGCCUCUGCUUCCAAAAAAAGGAAGCGCUCCAAGACCCCUACACCCCCACCAUCUACUAACUAUGCGAGGAAUCCGCUGAAUGAGGAGGAGAAAGAAAAUCAGCCCCCGACCAGCCGCCGUUCUCGAGCUAGAGCGGCAGUCGAGGCAGCUAUACCGUCUCCUUUGACAGCAGCCCCACCCUCUUCAGCACCCGAGCCCACUUACCUACUGGUUCAGCGUCUGUUUCGAUUCUUGGAGCGCGAGAGGCUUCAUGUCAGACGCCGACUGGAUCGGAUGGAUCAGGCACUCAUCUCCCUUGGCGCUGAGUUACCUCCGCUUCCAGACUCUUCGACCUCCGAUGAGCAGGAUCAUCAGGAGGAGGAUGCGGAUGAGCCACUUCAGCGGGAUGCACCUCCAACUGCUCCUAACACUACAGAGAUCCCACAGACCCAUGAGGAGCCGGUCCCACAGCCACAGUCAGAGCCGGAGCCUAUCGUUGUACCUCCCACUGAUCCUCCGGUUUAG